GCGGGCAUGUACAUCUUUGGCGAGAGCUACGUCAAGUACAGCUACUACGCGUACAGUAAACCGUACUGCAGAGUCCCCGCGUACCUCGUCGGGAUGGCGUUCGGUUUCGUGAACGAAUCCUGGGCGUCCGACCCGUCCAAGGUCCCGGACUUCAGCCGUUCGCAAGGCGCGUCGUUCCUCGCCGCCGCGUUCGUCGCGCUUCUCGCGUGCGUGUUCGCGCCGCUGUCCGACUACCGCGAUCCCGAGAGUUGGCCGCCGUGGGCGAACGGCGCGUUCCUAUCCCUCGUCCGACCGACGUGGGCGGCGGCGCUCGGCGUCCUCACGACGUCGUGCGCGCUCGGGCUCACGCCGACGUUGAACGCGUUCCUCGCCGCGCCCGCGUGGACGCCGUUCGCGCGGCUGACGUUCGGCGCGUACCUGUUCCACCCGGUCGCGAUCAAGUGGUUCGCGGGCACCGCGACGUCGACGUAUCACUUCUCGAUCCACCACGUCUUGAGCGACGCGGCGUUCAACGCGGUGUGCGCGUUCGCGUGCGCCGCCGUGACGUGGUUGGUCGUGGAGAGGCCGACGAUGAGCGCGACGAGCGGGUUGACGUCGAGGCGACGGGCGGGGGCGUGACGAAAAGUGAUAGAGCCCGUCGAGAUUGAAGAGGCGCGCGCGUGGUGUAGUGUGAAUAGUUUUCGUGAGACUGAAUCGUUUCGUU
Molecule: messenger RNA, 703 nt
Organism: Micromonas pusilla CCMP1545
Lineage: Eukaryota; Viridiplantae; Chlorophyta; Mamiellophyceae; Mamiellales; Mamiellaceae
Exons: 1
Coding region: 7-618 (203 amino acids)
Source: RefSeq, a predicted model, not a curated record